Molecule: messenger RNA, 1293 nt
Organism: Diaporthe amygdali
Lineage: Eukaryota; Fungi; Ascomycota; Sordariomycetes; Diaporthales; Diaporthaceae
Exons: 3
Coding region: 1-1293 (430 amino acids)
Biological process (GO): late endosome to vacuole transport via multivesicular body sorting pathway
Cellular component (GO): multivesicular body
Source: RefSeq, a predicted model, not a curated record
AUGGCGGACGAAAUACCGCAGGGCCUCAAGCAGGCCGACAUCAACCUCUACAAGACGGCUACCAGAGCUACCCAGCUGUCAAAUGUCAAGCCCAUCGUCGCAUACUGGUGCGAAUACUACGUUGUCAACCAGAUCCUGGCGAGGAACCUACACAGCACCGAUGCAGACACCCUCAACUACACAACCAACCUGAUGGACAAGCUGGAACAGACCAAGAACGAAUACGCGAACGAGGAUGCGAUCAUGGACGACGCCACCGCCCAGGCAUACAUCGAGCAGUUCGCGCAGGAGACCUUGGACAGGGCAGAACGCGUUAUCAAAGCCGGCAAGGUCACCCAGCAGACAGCUAGCACCUUCGACGCUGCUCUGACCUUCUUCAACCUCGUCAAUAUCUGGGGCCCACCCGACACCGAGACGCAGCAGAAGAUCAAGUACGCCAAGUGGAAUGCCGCGCGUAUCACAAGGGCUAUAAAGGAGGGCAAGGACCCGAACGAGUCAAACCCCAAGAAGGAGGACCUGCCACCCCAGCAACCGGCCCUUGACCCUACCGAUCCUGACGUUCAAGCGCUGGGGAGUCCAUCCGCACAGGGACAAGACCAGGUGCCAAAAGCUGCGACGGUGGAGGAUGCACCAGAUCCAGAUCUCAAGAGGGACUCAGCAGGAGUCUCCUUGCCCCAUACUCCGGUCCUCCCGGAUCCCCCUGCCUCUGUCCCCGACAACGACGAACUGAAGCUUCCAAGUGCGCCGGGCUACGGUGAUGAGGCAGGGUCUACUGCCUCGCCUGGCUACUUCGACCCGCCACCAACUUUGCCGUCCCCUAUUUCGCCGCCAACAAACGAACCGACCAGCUUUACGCCAACUGCUGGCGCCCCUGGCCCCUCAGCUCCUGAAUGGACACCGACACCUCCGCCGGCCUCGUCGUCAUUCGCACCACCAUCUGCCCCGUCAGGGCCACCGACCUUCGCCCCGAGUGCUCCAUCGACCGCGGCCGUCGCACCCCCGCCCACGUUCUCCCCACCACCUACAAACCUAACCCCUCAAAACAUUCCACCGCCGGCUAGCAUCCCGCGGCCCGUCGCCCCUACUCCAACCAGCUUUGCCAGCUCGGUUCCGGCCCCCACAGCGCCGGGCGGGUUCGGCCAACAGGCCCCGGCCGCGUUCACCGCGGACGACGCGGCCAUGUCUCAGGCACAGAAGCAUGCAAAGUGGGCGAUCUCGGCGCUGAACUUCGAAGAUGUGCCCACCGCCGUUCGGGAGCUGAGGCGCGCUCUCGAGACCCUAGGGGCGAGCUGA